Messenger RNA from Zea mays, 2105 nucleotides. RefSeq names its product Zinc finger (C3HC4-type RING finger) family protein. Bases 52 to 1947 code for a protein of 631 amino acids. Lineage: Eukaryota; Viridiplantae; Streptophyta; Magnoliopsida; Poales; Poaceae. The record is from RefSeq and is a predicted model, not a curated record. The transcript is spliced from 3 exons.
AUAGAUCAAGGUCUAACACAACAACAGCAUCAUCCUUAGCUGCUGACACAAAUGGAGAUCUUCCAACUCCAGCUGAUGAUCCUGCCUUCGCUACUCACAUGCUUCUUCUCCACACUCCUACUCACACAGCUGAUGGCUGCGGCGGGGGCGGAGGCGACGGUGAAAGUGAGCACUACCCCAAUCUUCCCUGAGAUCCCACUGGGCCAGGCUAGAAAGGACUUCCAAGUGCUGCUGCGCGUCGAGGCGCCGGCGGCGGUUGUGCGUCCCGAGGCGCGCGUCCCCAUCGACGUCGUCGCCGUCCUUGAUGUCAGCGGUAGCAUGAAUGACCCAACUGCAGUGCCACCGGAGAGGAGGACGACAACGUCGAGGCUGGACCUGCUGAGGACGGCCGCCAAGUUCAUGGUUGACAAACUCGAAGAUGGAGACCGCCUCUCCAUCGUAGCGUUCAGCGACCGACCCGUUAGAGAACUUAGCUCCGGCUUGCUAUACAUGACCGCCGACGGCAGGAGAAACGCAAUAAGAAGCGUGGAUCGGCUCGAGGCCCGCGCCGGCAGCGGCACUGCCCUUGUCCCGGCCUUCGAGGAGGCGGUGAACAUCCUGGACGAGCGGGUGGGAGACGGCCGGGACCGCCUAGGGUUCAUCAUCCUCCUCACCGACGGCGAGGGCACGACCGUGUCCGCGCUGAGCGAGCGGCGCCGAGAGGUGAUCCGACGCGCUCUCGGCAGGUACCCCGUCCACGCCUUCGGCCUCGGCGCGGCGCACGAUCCCGAGGUCCUGCUCCACAUGGCCCAAGAGUCUCACGGCACCUACUCCUUCGUCGACGACGACAGCAUCGGCGAUGUCGCCGGCGCCCUCGCCGUGUGCCUCGGCGGGCUCAGCACCAUCGCUGCCGUCGAGACGCGCGUCGUCCUCAAGGCCGACGAGCUGAACGGGGUGCGCAUCGACCGCGUCGACGCCGGUGGCUACGACAGCAGCGUCAGCUGCGGCGGAACCUCGUGCGAGGUCUCCGUGGGCAACGUCCUGUACGCCGGCGAGGCGAAGCAUUUCGUGGUCCACCUGCACGUGCCAGCUGCUUUGCCAUCGUCGUCAGCAAAGGGCGGUUACUACUGCGAUGGCCUCGGCGCCUGUGACCGUUACUACCAUCAUCGCCACGAGCAGCACCUGCUCGCCGUCGACUACUCGUACCGCAACCAUCCCAGCGCGCGGGCGAUAGAGGGAGAAGGACACGAUGUAUAUGUGCGGAGGUCACCGGCGGUGCUAGACGGCGGGCGGCAAGCUCCCGCUCCUGUUCCCUCGCCCGUGGUCCUGCAGCACAUCGUCCGGUCCGAGCUGCUGGAGGUGGUGGCCGGCGUCGUCCAAGGUGAGCUGACCAUCAACGACAGAGCUCGUGCCGCAGACGUGUUGCAGCUCAGGUGGGAGGAGUUCGCAGCGUGCCACCAGUUCUGGGGCGGCGGCCAUGACCUGAUGAGCGGCCUGGAGAAGGAGGUGGGAGGCAUGGUGAGCAGCCUCAGGGCCGGGGUGGCGGCCUACGCCUACGCCUGGGUGUCCAGCCACCAGAUGCAGCGCGCCACCAGCAUGGGCUCGGCCGAGAAGGUGACCGUCGAGUUCCUGACGCCGGCGAUGCGGCUCCUAUUGGAGGAGGCGCGGAAGUUGCCGCGGUGGUGGAACUGGAACCCCCCGCACACGGGCUGCGUCGACCACGGCUUCGAGAUGAUAGACCGGAGGCUGGAGCUGUGGUCCAAGAUGAAGCGCGACAUGCAGAACCUCGGGUCGUUCCAGGAGCAAUCGGCGGCGGCGGUGGACGACGAGCAGCAGCGCAUGGCCGCCGUCUUCCAGGAGGCGUCGCUGGAGGCCAUCGACCGCGCGAUGCACCGCGACAUUUACCUGGCUGUGGUUUAUGCGAGCAAGCAGAGGCAAUGCCGCCACUUGGUGGCUGCACAGAACUGAAGGCGCUUGUACUGGCCAUGCCCUAGUCCGCAAAUGUGUUGUUUCGUUUAAUGAAAUAAGGGUGCCCAUGAAAUAAUAUACAUUUUUUGCCGUUUUAUUCACAUAUCGAUAAUGUAAUGAGUAACCGAUAACAUAAUAUCAUACUUAUUUAAGUCCAA